Molecule: messenger RNA, 2994 nt
Organism: Colletotrichum higginsianum IMI 349063
Lineage: Eukaryota; Fungi; Ascomycota; Sordariomycetes; Glomerellales; Glomerellaceae
Product: Fungal specific transcription factor
Exons: 4
Coding region: 1-2994 (997 amino acids)
Biological process (GO): positive regulation of transcription by RNA polymerase II; DNA-templated transcription
Molecular function (GO): zinc ion binding; sequence-specific DNA binding; DNA-binding transcription factor activity, RNA polymerase II-specific
Source: RefSeq, a predicted model, not a curated record
AUGCCCGCCCACUCGCCGCCCUCACCAGCCCUCAAGCCGACGAAGAGGCCGCGCCAGGGCUCCUACGACGCCGAGGCUUCCCCGCCCAUCUCCGCAGGCGUUGACCAGAGCCCGUCCACCGCCGAACAAAAUGAUCCGAUCGCCGCCGCCGGCGCAGCUUUGGUCGGCGCCGACAAGGCCGGAGGGAAGGCUGGUCAGAGCAGCAACUUUCGCAACGUGAGCGCCUGCAACCGCUGCCGCCUACGCAAGAACCGAUGCGACCAGAAGCUGCCCAGCUGCGCCAGCUGCGCAAAGGCCGGUGUCGCAUGCGUGGGCUACGACCCCAUCACCAAAAAGGAGAUUCCCAGAAGCUAUGUCUUUUAUUUAGAAACCCGCAUCGAGCAGCUCGAGGCGUUGCUCGCUAGCCGCAACAUCCCCUUCCCGCCCGCCGAGAACCUGGAGCUGUGCUCGCGCCCCGGCGUAGAGAUGGCAAAAUCGAACACGGACACCGCCCCCUUGGCACGCUCCGAAAGCAUCGACGGAUCCGGCCCGGCGAAGAACAGCGUACACCGACCCGAUCUAGAGAAGGCCCAGAAGGCGGAGGCGGGCGGCACUGGCAUGCUCGAUAUCGUCAGUCCGUCCAAACCACGGUCUCUGGCCUCGGCCUCGGGCGUCUCUUUCAACCGCGUCGUCUUUGCUGCCGUACAAUACUCCGUAUCGGAUCACAACGGAUCCCAGGACCGGGCCGGGGCCGGCAAAGGUCUACCCAUUGGCAGUGGAACGUCGAUGCGCGACUCCUUCUUCGGACUUCACACAAAACCCACCAUCCGCCCGGCGACCUUUCCCGAACGAAACGUGGGCAUGAGGCUCGUGACGCUCUACUUCGAGCACGCGAACCCCCAAAUACCUAUCCUCCACCGCGGCGAGUUUAUGCAGAUGUUCGACCAGGCGUACACUAGCCCGGGCGGACCGCGAGGGUCUCGGGAGCUCUAUAUGCUGAACAUGGUUUUCGCGAUAGGGUGCGGCGUCAUUGUGGGCGAGCCCGUGAAGUCCGAGGGCUCUGGCGCCGGUCCUCGCAAUCAUGCAGAUUUGAACAAGUUUGGACAGUCCCAGCCGGAGGAGUACCAUGCGAGUGCCAUUGUACAUCUUGAGGCUUGUCUCGGUAACAGCGGCGGUGGUCUGGAGGUUUUGCAGGCCGUGCUGUUGCUGGCCAAUUUUGCGCUCCUGCGGCCUGUGCCGCCUGGUCUCUGGUACAUCAUCGGUGUCGCAGUGCGCCUAGCUGUGGACUUGGGCCUCCACUAUGAGGACGGCAAUGACGUGGAACCAGCAAUGGUCGAACCCUCUGGGAAGAUCAAGGACGAGAACGGCGACACGAGCGAGGCGAGAAAUGCCCAAUCGCGAGAACGAGGCAGACGGCUGUAUAUCCGAGAUAUGAGGCGGAGGUUAUGGUGGUGCACGUACUCCUUGGACCGCCUCGUGAGCACUUGCGUAGGACGACCCUUCGGCAUCAGCGAUCAGGUCAUCACGACCGAGUUCCCCUCGCUCUUGGAUGACCAGUACGUCACGGCGGCCGGGUUUCUGGAGAUGCCCGCCGAUUCCUCUGUGCCGAGCUAUAAGCACGUAGCGUAUCAUUACUUCAAGCUGCGGCUGCUGCAGUCCGAGAUCCUGCAGGUGCUGCAAUACAACCAAACGCAGGUCGUGCGGGCCUCGGGGCAGAAUCUCACAAACUCGGAUAUGCACACCCACCUGCCGUCCCCGUUCCUCGUCAAGUUCGAUUCCUUCCGCUCGUGGCGCAUUGACAUCGACCGCAGGCUGUACCAGUGGAAGAACUCGGCGCCGACGAGGGAGGAGACGGGCGUGGCCUUCUCGACCGAGUUUCUGGAGCUCAACUACUGGCAGGCCAUCAUCAUGCUCUACCGUCAGAGCCUGAGCGUGCCCGCCCUAUUCGAGGGCGAGUACAACACCUCGAAUGAAGUGAACAGCCCGACAGCGUUCCAGGCGGAGCUACGGGAGGACGAGGAUAGAAUCUAUCUCAAGGUCGCCGAAGCCGGACAGAAGAUCCUGCGUAUCUACCGCCAGCUUCAUUUGAGCGGGCUGGUCAGCUACACAUACCUCUCUACACACCAUCUGUUCAUGGCCGGCAUUUCAUACCUCUACGCCAUCUGGCACUCGCCUAUCGUCAGAAGCAGGCUGACGAUGGACGAAGUGGACUUCACCAUCUUGGCCGCUAAGUCGGUGUUCACCGACUUGAUUGACAAGUGUCCGCCUGCCGAGACCUGCCGCGAUGCCUUUGACAGGACGGCGAAGGCCACCAUCAAGAUGGCCAACUCGACGGGCGGCUUCAACUCAGUCCCGCCGCGCAAGACGCGCGAGAAUAGAUUCGAAUGGAGCUCCGCCUCCGGCGACGGGACCUCCACGUCGGGCGCGAGCCUUCCCCGCCGCCGCCAACAGCACCAGUCGCAACAAAACAGCUACCAAAUGGACCUGGCGCUGUCUGACAGCCUCUCGUCCCCCAACCUCUCUGUAGCCGGCGAGCUGCCUCCGCGAAACUCCCCGCGCACCACCGACUUCAACAUGAUGGGCCCAGGCCAGGGCAGCCCCUCGGAAAUCGACCCCUCCUUCGUGGCCUCGCCGCCUGUGUCUCGCCGCGUGGCAGCCCAGCGAUCUAGCAGCGGCGGCUCCUUUAUGGCCCAGCAACAACAGGCAGGACCAUAUGGCAUGGGCGAGUACUCGGACAUCCAGACGAUGGAUUUCUUCCAGAGCCUACAGGGCAACUCGGACGGGGAUCUCGGAGGGUCCGGUGAGGUGACGACGCCGCAGCUCGACCUGGGAUUCGGUAUCAACUGGGAUAACAUGCACCAUGAUUUCAGCGACGGCCAACAGAUGAACAUUUUUGACGGGUUUUUCUUUGGCGGUCAGCAGCCGCAGCAACAACAGCAACAACAGGCUUCGCCGCCGGAUCAGCAGCAGGGUUCUAAUGGAGGAGGUAACACGAAUGGACGACCUGGAGUAUAA